Daldinia loculata is the source of this 1740-nucleotide messenger RNA. RefSeq names its product drug resistance transporter EmrB/QacA subfamily. Gene Ontology annotation, molecular function: transmembrane transporter activity. Bases 1 to 1740 code for a protein of 579 amino acids. Gene Ontology annotation, biological process: transmembrane transport. The transcript is spliced from 8 exons. NCBI's taxonomy places the organism in Eukaryota, Fungi, Ascomycota, Sordariomycetes, Xylariales, Hypoxylaceae. The record is from RefSeq and is a predicted model, not a curated record.
AUGGCACCUGUUCCCGAAAUCCAAGAGCACGGAAACCAACCUACAACUACAACUACAGACGGCGGUCAUGUUGAAGAUGGCGGCAUCAUGCUUGGCCCCACAGAGUUAAAGGAGCCACAAAACAUCAACAUCCAAGAUGAUGGCCAAACUACCCAAGCAAUUCCUUCUGAGGCGCCUCGCAGAUAUAUGGAAGGAUGGAGAUUAUACGCUAUGAUAUCCUCCUUGUGUUUAUCCUUGUUCCUAUCGACGUUAGAAACGACAAUAGUCAGCACAUCGCUCAUCUCUAUCACAAAUGCCUUGGGAGAUUUUGAGCAGAGAGAUUGGGUGGUUACCUCUUAUCUCAUCACUUAUACAGGCUUCUUAGUGGUAUAUGCCAAGUUUAGCGAUAUCCUAGGGCGCAAGUUGAUGAUAUUAGUUGCGAUAGCCUUCUUCACGGUCUUCUCGAUCGUUUGCGGCUCAAUCUCAAAUAUGACUCAGCUGAUUGUGUUCCGGGCUCUGCAGGGCAUCGGUGGCUCCGGAAUCUACGCGAUGGUAACAUGUAUCCAGCCCGAACUUGUCCCACCUGAGAAAUGGGGGAACAUCAUCGCGGUCGUCUCCCUGGUCUCCGUCCUCAGUUCCGUCCUUGGUCCCAUACUCGGCGGUGUAAUCAACAACCAUUCCUCCUGGCGAUGGGUCUUCCUUUUAAACGCUCCGGCUGGAGUAAUUGCGACUGGUUUAAUAGCCUUCGUUAUGCCCGCCCAAUUCCCGAAUAUUGACGACUCAGCGGGCCUAAUGAGAUUUCACAGCAAGAUAUCGCGGGCAUCACUUCGUCGACUUGACAUUAUUGGAGCCAUACUGUUGCUUUUUUCGUCUGCUCUAAUCGUCUUCGCUUUCGAGGAAGCAGGGUCUCGAUACAGCUGGCAAAGCCCGACAAUCCUAAGCACUAUAAUCGUCGGCGGUGUCCUAUUCAUCGGGUUUCUCGGAUGGGAAAAAGUUGCAGAUCGACCAAGAGCUACUCAAGAACCCAUCUUCCCUCUUCGACUAAUGAAGAACCGCUUGGUUAGCUCUCUUACCAUAAUUGCCUUUUGCACAGGACCCCCCUUUAUGACCGCGAUAAUCAAUCUUCCACAACGCUUCCAAGCGGUUGACGGACUUAGCCCAUUUGAAGCUGGCACUCACCUCUUACCUCUCCUGCUUGCCUCUCCCGUUGCUACAAUCGUCGCUGGACAACUCGCAACGAAGUUCAAAAUGCCCCCCUUUUAUAUUCUUCUCUUUGGAGCAUCGAUGCAGCUAUUAGGAAUUGGACUCGCGAGUUCGGUCCGGUUUAAAAGUGGCAAUGCCAUGUAUGGAUAUGAGGUAAUAAUGGGCUUCGGGUUUGGAAUGGGUCUCGUUUCAUUGCUGAUAUACACACCAAUGGUGGUAAAACGGUCUGACAUGGCCGUCGCCAUGGGAGCAAUUACCCAGAUACGAGUACUUGGCGGGACAAUAGGGUUAGCCAUUAGCUCAACGGUUCUCAACAAUCACCUCUCCUCCACUCUGCCCGCCCUUCUCAAUCCGGCGGACAUCAAGCAGAUCUCAGACUCUGUGCAGCAUAUCAAUACACUCCCGGACGCAACCCGCGAUGCGGUACGUCAAAUCUUCGCUGAUGGUUUUAACUCGCAGUUGCGAGUCAUGAUGUAUUUUAGUGUGGUGGUUUGGGUCUUCGCGGCGACACUCUGGGAGCGUAAGUUGAGAAGCGCCGCAAAUGUCGAAGGCUAUUGA